This is a messenger RNA of Humulus lupulus (European hop), 1331 nucleotides long. RefSeq names its product transcription factor MYB8-like. NCBI's taxonomy places the organism in Eukaryota, Viridiplantae, Streptophyta, Magnoliopsida, Rosales, Cannabaceae. The transcript has 2 exons. The record is from RefSeq and is a predicted model, not a curated record. The coding region runs from base 238 to 1248 and encodes 336 amino acids.
AUUUAUUUCUUCUAUUUUUUAACCGUAUUCCUCUUGUUAAAAAAAAUGACUAAACUUUAUUGGCUGUGGUUGAGUAUUCCAACCAUAUAAAAGGGGGGUACUGCGUUCUAUUUUGGUGGAGAUCAAACACUUUAUAUUUAUAGCAAUUAUUCUCCCUUUUCUCUCAUCACUCGAUUCAAAUUCUCUUUCAUAUAAGAAGUGAGAGAGAGAGAAAGAGAGAGAGAGAGAGAGAGAAAUAUGGGAAGAGCUCCAUGUUGUUCCAAGGUUGGGUUGCAUAGAGGUCCAUGGACCCCUAGAGAAGACAUACUUCUCACUAACUACAUUCAAGUCCAUGGUGAAGGCCAUUGGAGAUCUUUGCCUAAAAAAGCUGGCCUUCUAAGGUGUGGAAAGAGUUGUAGGCUAAGAUGGAUGAACUAUCUGAGACCCGAUAUCAAGAGAGGGAACAUCACUCCCGAUGAGGAUGACCUUAUCAUUAGGCUGCAUUCUCUUCUGGGCAACCGUUGGUCUCUCAUAGCGGGUCGGCUUCCGGGUCGAACCGAUAACGAGAUCAAGAACUAUUGGAAUACCCACCUGAGUAAACGACUCGUAACCCAAGGAACCGACCCCAAUACCCACACAAAAUUGUUGAGCCCUGGUGCCCUAGCAACUACCACUCGGAGGAGGUCCAAGAAGACCGGUACUACUACUGCAAACGCAAAGAAGAAGAAUAAGAACAAGAAGAAGACGAAGAUGAUGGCGAAGACCAACGAUAAUACUCAAGAUGAUGAUAAUGACAGGGAGUUCGAGCAGCCCAAAGUCCAUCUCCCAAAGCCAGUUAGGGUUUCUUCUUUUUCCUUGGUUAGGAACUACAGUUUCGAAGGGAGCAGUAGUAUUAACAUGAAUCACAAUAAUGUUACUACUGCAUGUGAGUCUGCUUCGAGCCAGGAAAAAGUAUCAGGGUUAUUAGAUCAUCAUCAUCAUAAUCAUCAUGAAGUUGACAAUGAUGAUGUUCCUUGGUUGAGUUUCAUGGCUAGUGAUCUUGCUAAUGAUAUUGAUGGUGACCUUGUUAAUGGUAGUAAUGCUUCUACUACUACUACUACUACUACUACUUCUGAUAAUCGUAACAUUAAUAACGAUGAUGAUCAUAACAGUUGCACCCUAGACAAGCUCUACGAAGAAUAUCGGCAGCUUCUGAAGACCGAAGAAUUUCAUGAACAACAUCACCAAGCUGAGCUAGACUCGUUUGCCGAGUCAUUAUUGUUGAUCUGAUGACGAUUACAAAAAUAAAUCAUAUAUUUGAAAAAAAAUAAAAAAUAAAAUAAAAACUCUUGCCGUGAUUUUCAUAAUGAUUA